Molecule: messenger RNA, 4151 nt
Organism: Oncorhynchus masou masou (cherry salmon)
Lineage: Eukaryota; Metazoa; Chordata; Actinopteri; Salmoniformes; Salmonidae
Product: CYFIP-related Rac1 interactor A-like
Exons: 13
Coding region: 520-1494 (324 amino acids)
Biological process (GO): regulation of actin filament polymerization
Molecular function (GO): small GTPase binding
Source: RefSeq, a predicted model, not a curated record
AGUGAGUGAGAGAGAGAGAGAGAGAGAGGGGCUGUGUGUAUGGUGAAGAGGCUGUGUAUUUAGGAGAAUCCAUAGUCAUAAGAGAAGAAAGAAGAAGACCGCAAGCUUUCAUUUUACUCCUCAUUAUUCCGCAUCCUACCGGAGGCUUUUGUGUCUUGUUUUUUUUGGUCCUUCUCUCUCUCCAUCCUUCCUUCACCGCGGAAGGAGGAACAGCACAGCAGCACAGCCGGUGGUGGAAGUUGACACUGUGGUGUGGGUGUUGAGCUGAGAGGCCCUGGUUGAUGCUGUGAAAGAGCUCUGUAAGGACAAACACAAGCAAAGGGGAGUUGUUAGACUAGAGGAGACGACUAGAGGAGACGACUAGAGGAGACGACUAAAGGAGACGACUAGAGGAGACGACUAGAGGAGACGACUAGAGGAGACGACUAAAGGAGACGACUAAAGGAGAUGACUAGAGGAGACGACUAGAGGAGAUGACUAGAGGAGACGACUAGAGGAGACGACAGGUCAGGAAAGGAGAUGGGUAACCUCCUGAAAGUGCUGGCCUGCUCCGAACUAGAGCAUGGCCCAAUCAUUUUCCUUGACUUUGAACAUGCCCAGCCUACAGAGGCAGAGACGGCGGUAUGGAACCAGGUCAGUGCUGUCCUGGAGGAGGCCCACGGUAUCCUGGCUGAACUACAGUCAUACAACGGGGCGGGACAGGAGAUACGAGAGGCCAUCCAGAACCCAGGUGAUCUGCAGCUACAGGAGAAGGCCUGGAAUGCAGUCUGCCCCCUGGUGGCCAAACUCAAACGCUUCUACGAGUUCUCCCUCCGACUGGAGAAUGCCCUGCGUAGCCUGUUGGAGGCGCUGACGAGCCCUCCCUACGCUCCCAUGCAACACCUGGAGAGAGAGCAGGCCCUGGCCAAACAGUUCGCGGAGAUACUCCACUUUACCCUCAGCUUCGACGAACUAAAGAUGACAAACCCAGCCAUUCAGAAUGACUUCAGCUACUACAGGAGAACCAUCAGUAGAAACAGGCUGAACAACCAGCAGUUGGAGGCGGAGAAUGAGGUGAACAACGAGAUGGCCAAUCGGAUGUCUCUGUUCUACGCCGAGGCCACACCCAUGCUGAAGACCCUGAGUAAUGCCACCACCAAGUUCGUGUCAGAGAAUAAGACCUUACCCAUUGAAGACACCACAGACUGCCUGAGCACCAUGGCCUGUGUGUGUCGUGUUAUGCUGGAGACCCCUGAGUACCGUUGUAGGUUCACCAACACAGACACCGUGUUGUUCUGUAUGAGGGUGAUGGUGGGAGUGAUCAUCCUGUACGACCAUGUCCACCCUGUAGGAGCCUUCGCCAAGACAUCCAAAAUAGACAUGAAGGGCUGCAUCAAGGUGCUGAAAGAACAGCCUUCCAACAGCGUGGAGGGACUACUGAACGCACUGAGGUAUACGACCCGACAUCUAAACGACGACAGCACCUCUAAACAAAUCAGGGCUCUUCUUCAAUGAAAGAUGGAAGAGAGGCGAGUGUGAAGGAAGGAGAGAGAGAGAGAGAGAGAGAGAGAGAGAGUGCACACGGAGGGAGGAGAAGUAAAAAUGAAGAAGAACAAACUGUGUUGGCUGAAUCCUGUUUGUUUACAUGAAUGAAAAGCUAAAUGAUCAGGUCUGAUAAAAAACCUAACUGAUGAGAAGAAGUUUAUGUAUUGUUCAUCGUUCUGUCUCUCAUUUUGUAAAAAAAAAAGAAAAUGAAGGAAAAUAAUCUAUAGAGAUAUAUAUUAAAGAAAGAAAAAAAACUAAACAAGUGUUACCAGAUUUCUAAUAAGACUAAAGGUGAAGAACAACAAGGAAAAAGCUAUAUUAGAAAAAUAUACGGUCAGGAAAUAAAAACUGAAGCAAAAAAAUGAAAAUAAACUAAAAGUUUCAUAUUCCGUACAACAACGUUAGUCUGAAGAAUAUUUUUGCAUUCAUGUAGAAUAUAAACAGCACCGUCUGUCAGUCUCCACCUAGUCGCUGGAAAGAUUUAAGCUCCAUUAAAUACUGCAAAGAAUAGACUGGUCACUGCAUUGAGGGUCCAUCCCAAUAGUUUGAAGGGGCUUCCUCUUCUCCUCAUCUCCUCUCCUUGUUUCCUCUCCUCCAUUUACACUGAACUGACAACACAGGCGUUAUUAAGUAAGUAUUGCAGAUGAAAAAAAGGGGGCGAGGAGACAAGGAGGGGAAGCUAUUUUACUGUGUUCACAUACACCCAGACAAUGCUCAUCACACCCCCCCCCCCCCCCCCCCACCACCACCCACUUGAAUCGUAACCGCCGGGAACUGUGGGAGUUUUUGGCACUAGUACGUGAUGUUAUGCCGUAAAUGGAGUUUGUGAAGAAUUUUGGUGAUUCAGCCCUCUCUUUAUGGUGCUAAAACUUUUAACUAUCUACAUAAAACCUCACACAACGUUUCAUACACCUAGUGCCAAAGCUACCGCAUCAUCAGCAGGUGGGUUAAAGGAGAUACCGACGACUAGCCUUGUACCACUGCUUCAUAUCUAUCUUUAGGGGGUUAAGGAGAUAGUGACUGACUGCUAGAUAUCUAUCUUUAGGGUUUAAGGAGAUAGUGACUGACUGCUUGAUCUCUAUCUUUAGGGGGUUAAGGAGAUAGUGACUGACUGCUAGAUCUCUAUCUUUAGGGGGUUAAGGAGAUAGUGACUGACUGCUAGAUCUCUAUCUUUAGGGGGUUAAGGAGAUAGUGACUGACUGCAAGAUAUCUAUCUUUAGGGGGUUAAGGAGAUAGUGACUGAGUGCUAGAUAUCUAUCUUUAGGGGGUUAAGGAGAUAGUGACUGACUCCUAGAUAUCUAUCUUUAGGGGGUUAAGGAGAUAGUGACUGACUCCUAGAUCUCUAUCUUUAGGGGGUUAAGGAGAUAGUGACUGACUCCUAGAUCUCUAUCUUUAGGGGGUUAAGGAGAUAGUGACUGACUGCUUGAUCUCUAUCUUUAGGGGGUUAAGGAGAUAGUGACUGACUGCUAGAUAUCUAUCUUUAGGGGGUUAAGGAGAUAGUGACUGACUCCUAGAUCUCUAUCUUUAGGGGGUUAAGGAGAUAGUGACUGACUACUAGAUCUCUAUCUUUAGGGGGUUAAGGAGAUAGUGACUGACUGAUAGAUAUCUAUCUUUAGGGGGUUAAGGAGAUAGUGACUGACUGCUAGAUAUCUAUCUUUAGGGGGUUAAGGAGAUAGUGACUGACUGCUAGCCUUGUACCACUGCUAGAUAUCUAUCUUUAGGGGGUCCAAAAGGCUACAGGACAUCACAGUCUACUGCUCCAAUCCCUACAUAGCCAACCAGCCAUCAGUAAACCAUAUUCUGUACCUUGUGAAAUCUUGGAUGUGCCAUCUUGGAUUUUUUUUGGUGGAAUACUCUAUUGAAGCAUAAAGAGAAGGGCAGAGACUUUCAGGGAGGGACAAAUACCUUAUCAUUAACAAGCGGAUAUAUAAACACACACAUGUACACAGGCACAGUCAUUAGAUUACUCAUAGAGUCGCAGUGUAAAUAAGUGAGCGAGCUGAGUAUUUUCUCAUCAGGCAACUGCAAGGCCAGCUCUGGUCCUCCAGGAUAGAAUACACAUCAACAAUAACAAAUGUGCUUAUGUUCCACGAGACAUUUCUUCUUUUAGUAUGAGGCAAAUAAAAAAAAAUGUUGUUGAUAAAGUGGGUAUUGAAAAUAAAGAAGUUGAAAAAGGAGAUUUUAAAAAUGCAGAGCUGUACUUUCCAUGUCUAUAGACCUUAGUCUAACUUCAGUUGAUCUCAUAAUAUAUUUUCUAUACAGGGGUAUGUGGUACAAACAUAUUCUGUAUAAAUAUAUAGAUGGCAUGUUGUAAAGUUCUAACAUAAAAUGUGUACAUAAAAAGGUGUUUUUAUUCAUUUUUAAUUGUUCAGUGAAGCUGAAAUUGGGUGUGUUGUCUCUCUCAGAAAUACCAUGGCUUGGCUUGGACCAUUGAACUUGCUGUAGUGAGUCAUAGGUUUAAAAAAAAAAAAAAAAAACUAAUCUUGGCGAAUGACACGGCGGGAGGAGUGGGACUAGGGGUGGGACUAGGGGUGGGACUAGGGGUGGGACUAGGGGUGAGCUGUCCAUUUGCUUGUUAUUUUGUACAUUUUGUGCAACAAUAAAACUUGUCCAUUUACUACAUUCAA